Molecule: messenger RNA, 1287 nt
Organism: Penicillium cinerascens
Lineage: Eukaryota; Fungi; Ascomycota; Eurotiomycetes; Eurotiales; Aspergillaceae
Product: bZIP transcription factor
Exons: 2
Coding region: 1-1287 (428 amino acids)
Biological process (GO): regulation of DNA-templated transcription
Molecular function (GO): DNA-binding transcription factor activity
Source: RefSeq, a predicted model, not a curated record
AUGGAGAAAGCACGGAGCGAAAGGGUGGGAAAGGAGAAGCGAAAACCCGUCCGUCGCGAUCCCGAAAAAAGGCGGCAACAGAACAUCCAAGCGCAACGCAGAUACCGCGAAAAGCUCCGUGGACGAAUGGAGAACCUCGAAACACUCGCAGCAUCGCUGACGCAGAAAUCACCGACAACAGGCGCAGUCCAAACCGAGUCGAUCCCAAUUUAUAAUAUUUCGGAUACAUUGAUUUACAAUUCAUCAACGGCGACAUCAGAGGACUACCAAAACCUUCCACUACCAGACCGUACCACAUCAGCACUGAAUACCUGGGACCCUGCAACAAGUCUGACAACCUCAGAAAAUACGCCCUCGUCAUUAAGCAUCUGGGAUUCUACGAUUUGGGGUCACGCAUCACAUCUAUCGCAUUCAAAUAUUUCUCCAUCAAUAUCAGCCAAUUCAAACUCCACAAAACAAAUCCCACACUCGGAAACUUCCUCCUCGGCACUGAAUGUAUGGGUUCCUUCAGCUCACGUUGAUCCGUCCAUUUUCAUCCACGAUAAUGACCAAGAUGGCCUUGAUCAAUACGGAAUGACAACAGCCGUCAAAUGCAAUUGCUCUAGUCCACAUAUCCAGGUGGAAACACACUGUUCUGGCCCGUACAGCUGCCCCGAGGUCAGGAUACUCAGGAUUGGAACGGUCGCACCUGCACCGGAUCUAUACGCCAACCAUCUUCGCCUGGAAACAAUCUGCACGUUAGCUGCAAUGGAUGCACUGAGAAUGCAUGUCGGCCUUACGGAGGAAAUGGUGUGUGCCACAGACUCUCCUUCGCCAUUCUAUCGGUCGAUCAGAUCAGCGGCGGAUGGGACUGCCAAAGAGAAUAUGAUAUGCACAGUGCAGAGGAUAUUCCAGACACUGAAGCCAGACUUAAGGCCAAGCAGGGAUCAAAUUACUGUCAAUCAUCCUCCAUACAUUGAUGUUUUGCCAUUCCGGACGUUACGGAAGAAUCUCAUCCUUCACCAGCAAGACGUGAAUGGGGGCGAAUUCCUCCGCGAUGCCGUCACCGGUUUAGUUUGCUGGGGAGGGGUAGGAGUUGGGAGGAAAGAUCGAGAUGCCUCCACUGGGUAUGCUUCCACUGGUACUCCGUGGGACAACCGCAGCUGGGAGGCAAAAGUGUGGUUUCUGAGGAAAUACUGGUCUUUGCUAGGUGGUGAGGAGGGGGAACUUGUACGACAAAGUGAGUGGUGGCGCAGUAUCAGAGGGGAGGACCUGAUAGACAUAGAGGCGCUGGCACCAAAUGAGUAA